CGAACAGGAGUGGUGAGAAAAUGUUUGCUCAUCCCUCACCCACCGACUGGCUGACACGUGAGAAGCAACCGCACAGCCCACAAAGAAGGAAUUCCCCGUUUUCAGUGUGUGUCACUUCUUUGGUCGCGCAGAUGCAUCGAGUGUGUUGCUGCAAACGGGGUCCGUGCGUGCUGUUGUAACCCAAGAAAAGGUGGUCCUGAGUUUUGGGUUUGGGAAAAGGAAUUGUGAAGACAUAGUGUAGCUAAGUGUUCUCCAAGCAAUCGGGAUAUCGAAAGAACAGCAUCGUCACGGUUCUUGGUCCGAGAACCUUUUCUGCCACCAAUGCUACAUAACUAGCCCCAUACCGUGUGGUUCCUCCUGUCGCAAGCUUCUUCGUUCGGACCGAAGUUUGCUGCUAACAAUUUCCAUGGAAUUGAACGGAUAUGCAAACACCAAAGUGCUCUCAAACCAAAGUUAGCCAAGUUCAGCUGUGUGGUGGUGGUGAGCAGUGUUCAAAAAUUUGGCUUUUAACUUCACAAGAAAUCGGUUUUAUCGAUCGGGAGCUCUGCCCUCCCCCUUUCGCUCGGUAGGUAAAAAUUCAGGUGUAAAGGGAAGGAAGUGUGAACCCCGAAACAAAAAAAAACUAUUACAAUUCUAAUCCGAUGGGAAAACUGUAAAGAAAAGUGCGACUUCUCCCAACAUCCCAUCGCCCCAACUGUGUCUCAGGCCCCACCAGAAAGGUCUCACUAGCGUAUCAAGUCCUACCACAAAGUACCGAAGUAGGUUCCGGAGUAGGUUUAGAGCGUGCUGGAUGUGGUUGGCGUGCCAAUGAAGAAGUGCGCCGCAAGAAAGUCCAUCGCUUACCAGCCUGUCGGGCGUCUCCAUUAGCGAGCAACGUGGUCACUUUCAGCAGCCGUGGUUCGCGUCGUGUAGUCGCGCUUAGAACUCCUCACUAACAAACCGAGCAUUUGUAGUGGUGUGUGACUGCGUGCGUGUGUGUGUUGGUGAUAAACAGAACACUUUCGCUCUUUUGUUGCUCACGUUCUCUCGCCAUUCUCGCCCAAAAAAAGUCGCGGAGCAUUCUACUGGAGCAGUCUGUUGUCAAAUAGUGUGGUGGUCUGUGGCUAUAGGCAGAAUAAAAGGUUUUCCCUUUACUGCCUGUUUGCCUGUGCGUGGCUUUACGUGGUUCCAUAAUGCUGUGAAAUACUAGCUUUUAAGUGUUAUAUUCGGAUGGUGAUGAUGAGAGAAGCAAGAAAGCCAAAAUAAAGUGUGAAUGGUGGAGAAUCCUUCAAAGGCUCAAACCAUGGGUUGAUAUCCACGGAGGAGCAGCAGUGAACGAAAAGCAGAAGAAGAAGCAGACACCAGUCCGUCCAGUUUGUCCAGUGCAGUCCUCUUCCGUAAGUUGCAUCGAAAGAAUGGUGUCAGUGUGUUUGUGCCGAGUCCGUGAAGCGAGUAGAACCACCGCUUACUAUGAUUUUGUGGACGGUGCAUAAGGACGGAUGUCAUGCGAAAGAGAGAGAGAGAGAGAGAUCGAGAAAAGCGAAGCAAGUGUGUGUAAGUGUGUGUGUGUGUUUGCAAAGUGUUUCCGGCACAACGAACGGCCACAGCACGCAUCCGUCUCCCGUGCAACGACCUACCAGCAACACGCCAUCCUUACGAGGUGUUCCUUUAUCGGCGAUAAAUCGGUUGAGCUGAGCGACGGUGAUGAUGUGCUAUCCCGGUGUGUUACUGCGACGCGGUUGUGCGAUCUCCCGUCGCUAGAUCGAGUGCAGUGUGCCCAACAUCCGAUUGUUGCAUUCAAUUGCCUAUUCACAUCGCGUGCAGUACAUUCAUCUUCAUCAACGGCGGAUAAGUUCAUCCUUUUUCAUCGUCGCCAUUGUCAUCACCAUCAUCGUCGUUUGUCACGGGUCUUGUGACACGGCGAAAGUUUUGUCAUCGUCAACAUCCCGAUAGGCGAGACGCUCGCAGUAAAGGUCGUACCGAAGCGGAGCCAACGUGCCAGCAACGAUUAUGAAUGCAAUCUGUCGGUUGGGUGGGCACGCUUUCGGAAGAAGUGAGCCAGUUUGUCUUGACCGUCGUCUCAUCGACUCAUUACAUUGCUUUCGAUACGAACUUUAGCAACCGCUCCGUUCGGCACGUUCGGCCGCUUUUAGCUGGUGCUUCGAGUGGAGCAUCAUUCAAGACAGUCGUCCAAGAAAUCGACGGCUGACCUACACGACGCGUGUUUUGUGGAUAUAUUUGUGCGUGUGUGUUUCUUGUGUGUGUGUCUGCGUGUGUACGAGUGUAGCGCAAUUUCCACCGUCCACCGGCCGCCGCUGGAUGGUGUAGCAUGGAAUUUACGAGCGCCAUGAUUUAUGAUGGUGCUCCACAGCUAAGGACCAAUCGUCAUUCUCACGCAACAGCCGAAGGGAGUCACGGCACCACUACCAACUCCACCGACACCACAAACCACCAGUGCCAAGUAGUUCCGCACCGAGCGGGCAGUCCUCCACACCAACAGCAACGGUCCACUUCCCCGAACCGGCCGUCAACCUCUUGACAUGAGUUUUCUCUUCAGCUCGAUUAAGAACCUCACCGUCGGCGGAUCGGCGGGGAUCGGCGGUUCCUCAGCUGCGGGCACCACCACCACCACCACCAACACAACAACUACCACCCCAACCGCUUCCAACACUGGCCCGAUCGUCAGCUGCUAUCAAGAAUCGGAAGAAAUGCGGUUCAAUGCUUUAUCACCACCACCACCACCUCCACCGCCACCCCCGUCGGCCUCGACCUCCGACUACAACAUCAGCAAAAAGAUGGGCGUCCCGGACACGCAGUCCGACUUCAACCAAUGGCUGCACGCGAUGAAGAUGGUGGCCCGCCUGCCCGGCGGGAUGCCAUCGGAAUUUCGGCGAAAGCUCUGGAUGGCUUUGGCCGAUCGGUAUCUGAAGACGCGAUCCAUCAACUGGGAGGAAGAGUCGGCCAAAUGUCUUAGCGAGCAGUCGGACGAAGACGACGAGGAGCUGGGCAUACAGAUUGUGAAGGACCUGCACCGGACCGGAUCGAGCCUCUGCUCCGGCCCGUCCGGGACGAUCAAUCAGGGCAAGCUGAAGCGUGUGCUGCUUGGCUACUCGCGCUUCAACCCGGAGGUGGGCUACUGCCAGGGAUUCAACAUGCUCGGUGCGCUGAUACUGCAGGUUAUGGACAAGAGUGAAUCAGACUCGAUCAAGGUGAUGAUACUGCUGAUCGAGGGUUUACUGCCGGCCGGCUACUUCUGCGGAUCGCUCGGUGGACUGCAGGCCGAUAUGGCUGUGUUUCGCGAUCUGCUGGGCACGCGGCUACCGAAGCUGGCCCGCCACCUGCAGAAGCUCCAGGGGCCGGAGGGUGCCUUCGAGCCACCGCUGACGAAUGUGUUCACGAUGCAAUGGUUUCUGACGCUGUUCUGCACCUGCCUGCCAAUACCGCUGGUGCUGCGCGUCUGGGACCUCAUACUGAUCGAGGGCAGCGACGUGCUGCUCCGAACCGCGUUAGCGAUAUGGGGAAUUCUGGAAAGCAAAAUUCUCGCCACUAAGACGGCCGAUGAUUUUUACUGCAAAAUGGGAGCCCUUUCGUCGGAGCUUGUCAACGGCAGCCUGGUGGACUCGAACGCUCUGAUACAGCGUGUGGUUGACAUUGGACCAAUAACCGACCUGCAGAAACUACGGGAAAAGCACCUCAACAGUAUUACCCAGCUAAAGGACACUUCCAACCUGAAGAUUUUCUACUCCGACGACGAGGGAGAAUCGGACGAAGACUCACGGCUAGCGGUGACGGCAACCGCCUGGGGUUUACGGUCCGGUCGGCGAGCAUCCUUAGGCAUCCCUCCCAACUUUGCCCGUGCCGAAGGCAAGGAAAAGAUGAAUCUGGACAUCUCGCUGCUGAAGAAACAGUACGACAAGCUGCGCGAACGACAGCGGCAGGCACAUAUCAUCCUAACGGCGGCCGUCGCCCGUCAACCCGCCAAUCCAUCGCCCAACGCGGGCACACUUCAGGUAAACCAGCUGCUCGUCGGCAAAAAUGCUCUGCUCAGUGCCAAAGGCAAACGGCUUGGACCGCCGCCAGGUGCCGUACCGCCCGUCCGGUCGACGAAAUCCUCCAAACAAUCCAGCAAACAGUCCGGCGGCGGUCCAAAAUCGCCCAAACCGGUCGAAACCCUCCACUGGAAGGAUAUGGACGAAACGAAGCAACGCCGCAACAGCCUCAAGUGGAAGGAUCUGCCGAAGGAUGCGGUAAAGAAGCAUGACGAUGGUCCCAAGCCGGACAGUUCGCCCAAGCUUAAGAAAUCGGCCAGCGCCUCGUCGGCCAUUAGCAAUCUUUCGGAAACGGGCAGCAGCGGAGGGGACGGAUCGUCCGGGGCACGCACCGGAGCUCUGAAACGUCGCAGUGAAUCAUCGUCCUACAGUGAGGAAUCGGACGCGGAAUCCAGCACCAGUACGUCCCUGUGCGAUGACGACAAUCAACCGCUUAGCGCUUCCUCGCUGGAAGCAUCACCGAUGAAGCGACGAAUAACGCCCGAGUCCAUCAUCCGGGAAGUGCCUGACGAAGACGCGAAACUGGUUGUGAUCGUGCCGAGCGAUAGUGAGCUGACCGACAUCAAGGAGGAACCCUCGUCGUACGGAGACGACGAAGAAGGCGAACUUAGCCGUGCGUCUGAGGGCGAUCUACAGAUAGUUAGCGAGCUGCUAAGUCCUGCGUCCGAUGGCGUUUCGUUGGAGCAAACACAAAAACUGUCUCCAACAGCUGUGUUGGAGGAUAAGUCUCUCUCGAUUGCCAUCACGAGUACGAGUCAGCUGUCGCCCAUACCCGACAUCAGCAAGUACGUUAGUAUGUCCACGAUCAGUCCACUCAAGACGCCAUCCUCGCUGAGGGACUAUUCGGACUAUCUGGCAAACAUUCCGACCGACAACACCGUCACCGUCGAGGAUACCAAAAGCUCCACGCCUAUGGUGGAAGUGGCACGCGCCGACGCCGACCCAGAAUCGUUCAAAGUAAGCGACGAAGGCGUAACGAACGAGCUGUUCGAGCGCAUCAAUGCGGCGGAACGACCCAGCAAGCUUGAUCUGAACGUGAUUAAGGAACGGCGAGUAAGCGAAUCGCUCGUGACCACCACCGCCGAGAGUGUGCUCGAUCGAAGCGAUGCCACCUCGAAACUGGACAACUAUAGCUUUACCAACGUAUCGAACCGAUCGUCAAUGUCAUCGUCCUUUGUGCUGGAACUGCCGAUCAAGAGCACGCUACAGCACGAUAGCCCACUACUUCCACCGAGCGUAGAUCUUGCCUCGGUAGUCGACCGAGAAUCGACCAAACAGCCAAAGUAUCAAAUAGCCGAUGCACUCAACACUCCAACGCCCCAGGAAGAUGCGCACGAAAGCCCUGAGGACAUUGAACGGUACCUUGCCAAUCGGGUGAAGUUCCUGAAGGAGAAAUCUUUCUCGAUGGACGAUCCGAUCAAGGGUGAGGAUCUACCGCCCGAAGACAUCUCGAAACGAUCCGCCUCGGAGGGAUUGGUGGCGGUCGAUACGAAUCCGCUCAAGAGUGAUAAAAUGUUGGAGAUCAUCAAAGAGAACUCGCUCAUACUCGGUAGGAUAGUGCGCAAAACGCGCGACCAGGACGACCAGCGGACGGAUCAGCUGAUCAAGCAGGACGAAACGGAAAUGCUCAUCAAAACGAUCGAGCAGCUGCCGAGUUUGCAGAUGGACGAAGACUCGCUCGAUCUGAAGAUAUCUCACACGGUGAACGAGAUGUUGGAAAAGUCCGACGUGGACAAACCGCUCCUAUCUCCUUACCGACUGAAGUUUGACGCUGAUCCCGCCACCAUUCUCACCGAGGGUACGAACCCUGCUGAAAGUAUUAAAUCCAAGACGGAUCUCCUGAUCCAACGCACCGAAGAACAGUUGGCACGGUUCGCCCCGCCAGAGCCAACGUACUACGUGCGGAAGGACAACUUCCGGGAGAUUAUCACACCGGAGGAGGAAAAGGUUACGGAACCCGCCCGUGAGCAAGUCGCCGAACCGUCUUCUCCUCCAGCUCCACCCCAACAAUCUGCGGCUGUAGUGAAAGACCCGGAACCAUGUCCGGCGCCACCACAACCACCGCUAAAUCUAAGCUUUAACGCCAUCGACACGAGGGCGGUCUCAUCCAAAACGGAGGAAUUGAUCAAGAAAACGGAGGAACAACUAGCGCGCUUUCGCACACACGACAAAAAGAUGAUAGACAAGCUGGAGAAGCGCCUGUCGCUGAUCGACAUGAAGCUGGGCGAGAACACGCUAGCGCCCGCCCCACUAUCAACAACGGUAGCAUCGAGUAAAACGGAAGAGGUGUUGAAGAAAUCGGAAGAGCAAAUUUCGCGCCUACUGGCACGCAAAUCCCCCACCCGCUUUAAACUCCCCGACACCGACCAUACCGAUCUGAAGCCGCUCAGCAUGAAGACGGAAGAGUUGAUCAAGAAGACGGACGAACAGCUGGCACGGUUUAAAGCGUCCGCCGAGAGUACGGCGGAAAAGCGCAAAAGUCGGCACGAGAUCGACGAGCUGCUGAAGCCGGAAAAUAGCAGCGAACGGGCGCUGAGCCGAUCCUGUGAAUCGAUACGCAGCGAGGACUUCUCGGGCCGGGAUCCGGAGGAGGCGGUGAUUAUAAGGCACGUGAAGGAGGAGAUACUGCGCACGAUCCACAUACCGGACGAGGUGAAAAGCUCCAAGACGGACGAGAUCAUCAAGAGCAUCGAGGAUGGGAAGAUAAAGCUGGGCGACGAUUACAUCACGACGAUCAAGACGAUCGACUACCUGAAGCGAUCGAACGCGAACAUGCUCGCCACGCUUUCGUCGAUUGAGAAUUCGAUCAAAACGAUCGACGGGUACUGUGACUACGAGUCGGACAUUCAAUCGGACCGGAUCAACGAUACGAUUGACAAUUUGGAGAAAUCGCUCAAACAGUUCGAUGGAGGACGGACGAGCCCGACCCGCAACUGUACGGCGGAACCACCGCUCGUGAUGGUGCACGACUAUUCUACCACCCAUCACGAGUCGCGCUGUCGCCCAACGUCCUGCAAUCGGCCGAGUCGUCCACGCAAGCGGAAAGAAUACUCUCCCCGUCGGCGCAAGGACAAGAGUGAUCGCGAGGCGGACAAAAGUGCCAGCCAGCGGUCCCGCAAGGACCACAGCAGCGAUUACUCGUCCGACAAUCAGUCGCUCGAUCGCGAAUCACCCAAAACGUACACGUACGCCUCGUACUACAGCCAUUCGCCUCCACUGACACCACGACUAGCCUCUCCCUCCCGGAAGCUCCCCGAGCCAAACGUACGACCGACGACGCUCAAGAGCACGUCGCACGAUCGGUACACGCUGCAUCUCCAGCGUGACACUGCACCAGGGCUGGUGAAGUUUGACAAAUCACCCUCAUCCCCCAUCAUCACCAAGGCCUACCUGGAAUCGUUAAAACCUGCCACCCCGGUGGCAUCGGGACGAACGACCCGCUCGGCCGAAAACUCACCACCCUACCAUCCAACCCAACCGCCCGCCCUGUCACCAACCACGUCGGUAAACAUUGGCCGCUACACCGGCCCACUGCGCAGCUCCACCUACCACGACACGGAACAUUCGCACAUCAAGAGCUGCGAGAACAUCAUGAUGCGGUUCGACUACGAGAAGAUAUCGGCCAUUGCGGCCAGCUUCCCGAUCAGCAGCGCCCUCUCGCCAUCGCCCACCAAGUACAGCAGCCUGGACUUUAAGCAGGACGGUGCGCUUAAUCUCGGGCUGGCGGCGUCACCGAACAAAAAGUCGCUACACUAACGCUAGACCCUGUGCCCCGUAUUUCGCUAGGUUUGCUCUCACUGUCGCACGCGUGCGCGGAUCCUCUCAUGUUUGACCCACAAUUUCUGUGAUAACUCAUUGUACAGGCAACGACGACGGUACGAUUUCCAUUGCGGGCGAGCACACCGAACUUAAGGCACCCGUUCCAUACACUAACCAUAGCAGGAUAACCCCGGUUCAAUUCCUCUCACGGCACCUCACCUUAGUAUUACCAAACGAAGUCAACGAAGAUGCAGUAGGGUACGAAUUAGCAGUGAUAAAACCCCGCACGUAUUUCAAGCAGAUGAAGACUUUAUCCUAUCCUGCCUGCCUAGCGCUACCGAAAGUAUUGGCCGGCUUGGAAUUGCGAGCAAGCUAGUUCCGCUACUCUACUACUUUCCUCUAUCUACAUUAGAUAAGAAUGGUUGUGGGUUUAGAGAUUGCGCAGUCCGCCGAGUCCUCCGAGCGGACCAUACGCGGUAUUAAGGAACUGCUGAAAGCUGAUUCCGACGACACAGGAGAGAGAGGGAAGGUCUCUUAGCAGGAAAACCAAUUAAAUUACAACGCAAUCACAGCAAAAAGGGAAGUAGCUACUGGUAGUACACUUACUGUCAAUGUGCGAGUAUUAAGUAAUUGGACAGGGGAUGGCGUUACACUUUCAUUUAGUCCACUUUCACUAUAAGCGUUCGUUGGUUCGUUAGUCAUACGCGACUCCCUGUAUACUUAAACCCCAAAACUCCCUUCUCUUACUCUCUCUCUCUUUCUAUCUAUCUCUCGCUCUCGCUCUCUAUCUCUAUCUCAGCGCAUCACGUUCGAUCAUAUACAGGUUCCCAAUAUUGUUACCAUUCAUGCGAGAUGCACCAUUCAUAUUAGCCCGCGAACUCGGUUAUUAUUAGGGCUCACAAAACAAUGUUUGCCUGUUGAUUGUACUAUAUUAACGAUUUAUUGUAAAGUUAUCGGGUUACAUUUGAUAUUACUGAGAAAGAAAAUCAAACGGAGAGAGCAGCGAUGUGUAUGAGCGCUAAAAUGCAACUAGCAGCAGCAGCAGCAGCAGCAGCAGCAGCAGAAUCAGACGCGAACCAAACCAGAAAUUAUUAGAUUGAUAAUAAACGAAGGGCCUGUUCUGCGCCUGGUGUGCAUUCGAGGGCGUAACGGUUACUACUGAUGCAGCAUCAGCAUGCUACACGGCAUCGCCAUUCAUUGCGAACGGGAAUCGUACCACUAGAGACAAAUAUACACACAAACACAAAACUGAUGAA
Anopheles stephensi (Asian malaria mosquito) is the source of this 9043-nucleotide messenger RNA. RefSeq lists its product as uncharacterized. Lineage: Eukaryota; Metazoa; Arthropoda; Insecta; Diptera; Culicidae. The coding region runs from base 2520 to 7784 and encodes 1754 amino acids. The record is from RefSeq and is a predicted model, not a curated record. Gene Ontology annotation, cellular component: endoplasmic reticulum. The transcript has 6 exons.